Molecule: messenger RNA, 2290 nt
Organism: Gadus chalcogrammus (walleye pollock)
Lineage: Eukaryota; Metazoa; Chordata; Actinopteri; Gadiformes; Gadidae
Gene: prph2a
Product: peripherin 2a (retinal degeneration, slow)
Exons: 3
Coding region: 300-1334 (344 amino acids)
Biological process (GO): visual perception
Cellular component (GO): membrane
Source: RefSeq, a predicted model, not a curated record
UUCUGGAUGAAGGAGAAGGAACAUGGUCUUGAAGUAUUAGCCGCUGUGCGUCUUCAUAGUCCACCUGCUCUCUUCAUCUCUGCUCCUGUGCUGGGGGAUGGAUUACAGGCUGAGCUAACUCUACUGUCCGGUUGGACUCUCUCGCGGGGACUAGGGAGUGGUAUCUGAAGCAGCAAGCUGGACCACUGGGAAGCUCUUCCAAUAGAUUUUUCUCUUUAAAAACCUAGAAAGCUUGUAGCUUUCAGCGUGGUAGAUUAACCUCACCUUUAUUUUUUUUUAUUAGUAGGGACGCUUCAAUCAUGGCUUUAAUGAAAAUCAAAUUCGAUCUGAAAAAGCGAGUGAAGCUCGCCCAGUUUGUCUGGUUCCUGUACUGGUUCUCUGUCAUGGCAGGAGUGCUGGUCCUGAGCAUGGGUCUUUUCUUCAAGAUCGAGCUGCGUAAGCGCUCAGAACUCAUGGACAACAAUGAGAGCCACUUUCUGCCCAACCUGCUGAUAUUUGUGGGCUUCAUAGCCUGCGGCAUCAACGCCUUCGGGGGCAAGGUGUGCUACGACUCCUUGGACCCUACUAAGUUCGCAAAAUGGCAACCCAUGUUGAAGCCCUUCCUGAUGUCCUGUGUGGGCUUCAACGUGCUGCUGUUUCUGACAGCACUCUUGUGCUUCGUGAUGAGAAUCCCCCUGCAGUUCACCUUGGCGGAGGGCCUGAAGAACGGCAUGAAGUUCUACAAGGACACCGACACACCUGGAAGAUGCUACAUGAAGAGGACCCUGGACCUGAUGCAGAUCGAGUUCCGUUGCUGUGGAAACAACAACUACCGUGACUGGUUUGAGAUUCAGUGGGUCAGCAACCGCUACCUGGACUUCAGUGCAAAAGCAGUGAAAGACCGCAUCGGUAGCAACGUGGACGGCCAGUACCUGAUGGACGGGGUCCCCUUCAGCUGCUGCAACCCCAGCUCCCCCAGGCCCUGCAUUCAGGGCCAGAUGACCAACAACUCGGCCCACUACAGCUACGACCACUACACGGAGGACCUGAAUGUGUGGAAGCGGGGCUGCCGCGAGGCCAUGCUGUCGUACUACGGGGGUCUGAUGAACACUAUCGGGGCAUUGGUUCUGCUCGUCACCAUCCUCGAGGUGGCUGUGAUGAUCGGCCUGCAGUACGUCAACACCUCCCUCUCCACCCUGGCCAACCCGGAGGAUCCGGAGAGCGAGAGCGAGGGCUGGAUUCUAGAGAAGACCAUGAAGGAGACAUUCACUGACAUCAUGGCUACCAUGAAGGCCAUGGGCAAAGCCAAUCAGGUGGAUGAAGGCGCCGAGGCAGGUGUCGCCACGGUGAGCUGAGCCAGCCCCUCCCACAUAAACUGAGAUCAAAUCCCUCCAACCGGGGUGAUUUAAGAGGGGCGGUGCGAAAUGGAUCACAUGUCUUUUUUCGGACCAAAAUUUUACAGUUAACACAACACAAAACUCACACACACAGGUUUGGUUUUCAGGCGGACCAAAAAAACAACACGAAAUGGACAUCACUACGGUUACCUCCCCCUCCCGCCAUAGCAUGCUAAACAUUUAAUCUCCCAUUCCAUACCCCACCCCCAGACACCCUGUAGUGAGUAUUGUAUCACUGAAUGAUGCAAUGCAACAUGUUUUAAAAAAACAUUUUUACGUUUCAUUUUUGUCAUUGUCUUCUAAAGAUCAGUUGAAAGGGAACGUAAUGAGCGUGGGGAUGGUGGUUGCUAUGCAAUCCCCCCCCGCCCCCUUGUCCCGCCAUGAAACCAGGGUACAACUCAGUUAAGAAACAAAGUCCAAUAGCCCAAGAAACUAACAUGAUUGAUCAACGACUGUCUUUAAAUCUAUAAUUUUUGAGAGAAAUGUAGUAGAUUACAUAGACAAACAUCCCUUCAAUCCAAUGGAGACUGGAUUUGCGCCUGUGACGGAGUAGAAUUACGUUGUUUGUUUGUGUAAUGGGGAGGUUGUUUCCAUCGUUGUUAUAACCGUCCAGUCAGGAUGCGUGAGAGCAUAUCCAAGGGCAGGGCUGGAGGGCCUAGCCGGGGCCAGAGAGAAGGUCAGGAAUUUAUAAGAAGUGCGGCAGGACGACUGUAGAAGUCUCUAGAAUUAGCGGAGGACGAUCGAGAUGGGCAGCUAAGUCUUGCUUCCUCACCCUCACACCAUGAACUCAGAUCCUAUCAAUUCAUCACCCUUUUGCAUGUUUUCAGCAGCCUCUGUAUGUUCCAUCCUUGUACACACAUUUCUUCCUACAACCGAGUUGCUGUCUUGUAAAUAGUGUAGAAAUUAAGAUUUUU